This is a messenger RNA of Coccomyxa subellipsoidea C-169, 1821 nucleotides long. RefSeq lists its product as hypothetical. Gene Ontology annotation, molecular function: molecular adaptor activity; GTP binding; GTPase activity. NCBI's taxonomy places the organism in Eukaryota, Viridiplantae, Chlorophyta, Trebouxiophyceae, Coccomyxaceae. Gene Ontology annotation, cellular component: septin complex; cell division site; microtubule cytoskeleton. The coding region runs from base 1 to 1821 and encodes 606 amino acids. Gene Ontology annotation, biological process: cytoskeleton-dependent cytokinesis. The record is from RefSeq and is a predicted model, not a curated record. The transcript has 11 exons.
AUGGCAGAGGUGGCUCACGACGAGAGGUGGGAGGCAUCGUCCGACCGUCAAGGCGGAAAGAGUAACGACACCAGGGAUCAACAUGAUGACACCAGGUCUCAGCAGAAUGGACACGGUUCUGAGAGCGAGUUCAGGACAACUUCCAAGGCCCAGGAGCAGCGCAGGGUGUUUGAUGAGCCCGAGAACCGCAGAAGGAACGAUGACACGUCCAGCAUUGCCUCGUUCGAGCAUGGGCACGCCGCGCCCUCCAGCGCGGGGCCGACAGUGACGCAGGACGAUGAUCCGACGACGCACGAGGUACGCUACACGGCGGAUGUGGGCCGGGACAUCGAGGGCGCCGGCGGCAAGAGCCUGCUGAUGGCAGCUUCCCCGCAGCUGGCGCAGGACGUGCGCGCGGCGUUCGCAGGCGUUCCCCGCGUGAAGCCCCAGUGGAACGACCGCCACCUCAAGAUCCUCAUUGUGGGCGAGAGCGGCCUCGGCAAGACCACGUUCAUCAAGAACCUGCUGGCGCCGUACGCUCAGGACCCGGACGUGAAGGUCAACAACGUGGCGGGGCACGAGGCGCUCAAGACAUUCAUCGAGACACCUGAGAAGCUGUCCACCACAGUCCUGGUCAACGACCACAACUCCCUCACCUCCUUCCACUACCGCGUGCAAGAAACGCCGGGCUACAACACGCUGGAGGAGUGCCGGGAGCCCAUCCUGGAGUACAUCAAGCGCCAGAACAGCGAGCACAUCGACCGUGAGCAGGACGCCAAACGUGCCAACCCGCUCACCAAGUUCACCGACUCGCGCGUCGAUGUGGCCCUGUUCUUCAUCGCCCCCCACCGGCUGCGCCCCAUCGACAUCGAUUUCAUGGCCCAGCUGGCCGAUCUUGUGCCUGUGGUGCCGGUGUUGGCCAAGGCUGACAGCAUGACUGUGGAGGAACUGCGCGACUUCAGGCGCCACGUCCAAGAGCAGCUGGCACACGCUGGGAAGAAGCACAAGAAGGAUCUGCUACACGCGUUCUCUGAGGAGGCCCUGGACGCUGCCGGCGCCCGCCGCGAUGCGCCGCCCUUCGCCGUUGUGGCUUCCACCACCAUGGACCUGUCAGUCGGCCGGUUCUGGCCGGUGAGAAAGUAUCCGUGGGGCACGUGCGAGGCGCUGUCGAGUGUGCACUCGGACGUGGGCGCCCUCAAGCGGCUGCUCUUUGAGGAGGGCUAUGAGGAGCUGAAGGCGGCCACAGAGGAUCGCUACUACCACUACCGCUCCCAGCAACUGCUCAACCUGGACGACCCCUCCCUGCCGGUGCGGCGCGGUACGCUGGCGGAGCACCUGUACCGGGCGGUGGCCAAGCCCAAGAGCGGCGAGCAGCAGCGCAUCCGCAAAGCCAUCGGCAAGGGGCUCAAGUACGCCGUCGGCGGCGCCGUGUUCUACUUCGGAGUUGCGCUCGUUCUCGGCGGCAAGGCGCGCGUGCGCGAGGACCUUGAGAAGCUGCAGGAGAAGGGCGGGGAGGCAGCGCAGUGGACGGCGAACAGGGCCGGCGAGGCGGGCGGCGUGAUUGCUGACAAGGCGGGCGAUGUCGGCGGUGUCAUUGCUGACAAGGCUGAUUACGUGGCGGAGGUCACAAAGGAGAAGGUGGUUGAUGCGAGCGUCACUGCCAAGGACUUCACCGUGCGCAAGGGCAAGGAGGUCGGCAGCGCUGCGGCUGAGAAGGCCGGCCAGGUGAAGGAGGCAGUGCAGGAGAAGCUGAUGAGCGAGGAAGAGCUGGAGGCCAAGCGCAGGGAAGAAGCCAAGAAGAAGCGCUGGGGACCUUUUGGAAUCUUCCCAGGUGGCAAAUAG